Messenger RNA from Aplosporella prunicola CBS 121167, 2716 nucleotides. RefSeq lists its product as uncharacterized. Lineage: Eukaryota; Fungi; Ascomycota; Dothideomycetes; Botryosphaeriales; Aplosporellaceae. The transcript has 2 exons. The coding region runs from base 97 to 2538 and encodes 813 amino acids. The record is from RefSeq and is a predicted model, not a curated record.
CGUUGCCAGCCUCGCACCGCUCCACCCUCCAUUGGGCCCCCUCCCUGCUGCUGUGACUGGCCCGCUUGCCUUGUGCAACUCUCGGAUCCAUCAGCCAUGGCUACCGCCGCCUCCCGCGCCAGUCGCAUCCGGAGGCGCAUUUCCUAUCGCGAACCCAGCUCUGACGACGACGACGAUGAGGAUGUCUUAGCCCUCUCCCCCGUUCGCCCAACACCCGCCAGCAGUGCGCGCAAGCGGAAACGCCUCAACCCCCCACAGGAUUCGCUUCCCCAACCUCGAAGGAGCACGGCGCGCCCGCACAAGGCCACUUCCUACAAAGAACCCAGCUCCGACGAGGAUCCUGCAGAAGACACGGAAAGCGACGGUCCGCCACCUUCGCCACGCCGUAGGGGCAGCCAUGGCUUGCUGUCCGCCAGUCCCGAAGUCGCAACCAAACUCCGGCGCCUUCCCCCCACAUCAUACCAACUGCCUAGCUCGGACACACUGCUAGAACUUCGGGACGAUGGCGACGACAACGGUGAAUCCGUGCAAGAAGGAUCGCGACCGCUAAGGCCCAGGCGAGCUACGGCAUCCCGGAUGCAAAGCUCGCAAACGGCGGCACGGCUGCGGCGUGAGCCAGCGCCCACCAUUGAAGAGGUCAGCUCUGAGGACCACAGUGAUGCGCAAACCUCCGAAGAGGAUCGGGCUGCAAAACGCAGGGGUAAACGUACCCGUCUUCCUCGAAGAAUCACAAGAUCCACAGCAAAACGGAUCGGACACCCUCGAGCGAGAAGGGCGAAGCACAUUGAAGGCAAGUCUCCACAGGCAAAAGCCCCUAUACCUUUGGAAAGCGAUGGCGUGAUACCGCCUUGGGCAAGCCUGCCAUAUGAGGUUUUGCUGCAAAUCUUCACCUACGCUUGCUACCCCCUGCACGAUGACGACUUCAAUGCCACGUCGACCAUUGCAUGGCUUCUCCAAGCUGCGCGGAUAUGCAAAACUUUUGUUGAACCGGCAUUGACGGCACUAUACCGUUCGCCGCCAUUGGUUUCCAUCGACAAACCCCAUAAACUUACGGAGCUCCUCGCAGAUACAGCCAGUGCUCGGGUUAUCAACUAUAACGUUAAGAUUCGACGAUUGGAGUUCGAUGUGAUCAGGACCCUUGCUUAUACUUAUCCCGGCAAAGGUCAGUUCGAGCUGGCAGAUUUAAUACCACACGUACCACAACUCACAGAGUUGUCCAUUGUCCACCCGCAAGACCGGCCUCCGUUUCGCCCAUAUAGUAGGUCUGGAAGGUGGCAUUACAGCCAGUCUUUAUUUGCAGCUUUACAAGAAAGCAGCAUUCGCUUGAAAGCAUGGACCUGGAAUUCCAAUCUCUGUUCUGCGGACCAAACUCACCUUUGGAUGGGCAGUAUCCACCAGUUGGACGCUUUCCAACGUCUUGAACAUGUCAGUCUACUGAACUACUCGCCGAAGCCAGAGACGCUUGUUGAAGGCGAGCGCACUAGCCGGCAAAUACUCGCCGACAAUCUUGUCCUUCUUUCGCGUCUCAAGAGUUUGAGCUUUGAAUCCUGCCAGAUCCUCGAUGCCGAGUUUCUUCCAUUACUCAAAGAAGGUCUCGAGAGCCUCACGAUCACUAAUUGUCACAAUGUUACGUCAGAAAUCCUUCAGUCGUUUCUGGUUAGCCAUGGAAGUCAUAUGAAAGAACUGGUUCUUAAUCAUAACCAAAGUCUGGAUAUUUCUUUCCUCCCCGACCUAAGAAGAGCUUGCCCUCGGCUUGAGGUGCUCAGGAUGGAUCUCAACUACUACGACUCCCACGCGUCUUUUCGCGAUUCAGAUCCGAAGUAUGUGGAUCUGUUGAAAGAAGAGGAGACCCCUCGUUGGCCUACGACGUUGCAAACACUUGAAAUGGUACAGCUCAGGAAGUGGACAUCAGGUGCAGCUGAGUCGUUCUUUGCUUCUCUGCUGGACUCAGCAGAUGAGCUCCCUGACUUGCGCAGAUUAGUGCUCAAAGCAAUCCUCAACAUUGGAUGGCGAGACCGUGCUGGUUUCAGGGAUCAAUGGAUUGGCAGACUGCAAAGGGUUUUCCUUAGAAAGUCUACAUCUCCAGACCCAAACCUUAUGUCGGGCAAGCGCUUUAGGAUGUGGAAAGAUUCUUUCUUGCCAAUUACGCCAGAAUCGGGCGAUCGACCAAAAUCGGCGAAGAGACUCAGCCACGUUCAAAUCACGCCAAAGGACGCGAGAGCGGCUCACAACACGGACGAUGAUGGUGAUUCCGGACCCGCUCGCCACCUCCGACCUAGGAGACGGGCUGCAACCUCCGAUGAUAAUAGCGAUGAGCAUGAAACCUCGGAGGAAGGCAACGUUGACGAAAAACAUUGGAGAAACAUUAAAGAGAAACACAUCCAAGGCAUGUGUGAGGUCGUCGACAUCCGUAUCGACAACCUACGCCCGAGAGAGGAGCAGUUCAACGAGAACGAUUUCCUUGAUUCCGAGGUUAGCGGCGAUGAGGAUUGGAACGGAGAAGACGAUAUUCCCGGCAAUGAGGGGUAUGCCUGGUAAACAGUAUGAAUAUGCACUGCUCAACAUUGGUUUUGCUGGAUGGGGGCGGAUCGGAUGGGAAUGGAUGGACUGGUUAUUAGCAGGAUACCCCCGGGAUUAAAGGGGCGUUUUCAAGGUGUUUUUACCUUUUCCUAUGAUUUACAGAACAUUUUAAGGCAUACGAAUGCUUUCGAUAUCG